Saccostrea cuccullata (small rock oyster) is the source of this 616-nucleotide messenger RNA. RefSeq lists its product as uncharacterized. The transcript has 6 exons. The record is from RefSeq and is a predicted model, not a curated record. The annotation marks the transcript as partial. Lineage: Eukaryota; Metazoa; Mollusca; Bivalvia; Ostreida; Ostreidae.
GUGUUUGGUUUUGUGUGCUAUGUUGAUAAUGUAAACAAAAAUGGCCGACAGGGAAUCCUUGCAAACGGAGAGUACACAGAGCCAGGACACUGAGCAGACAGGAGACACUAACCAAUCCCAUGGGGUCUCCGCGGUGCCGCUCACGGUUGUGUCUGCCUACAAACACUUACGGGAGUCAGGGGAAGGCCCACACAAUGUUCCACAGCUUCCUUCCCACAGAUUCCAGUACUCUGUGUGGCAUGACCUGAGGGAGGCUGUUCUUACAGGGACAAUGCUGAAAGCCCCCAGGGUCAGAGAAGGUCCCCCAGAGAAAGAUAAAGCAUUCUAUAAAAUGAAAGAUGAGGAAGACAAAGUAAUUCACCAUACUCACACAGGAUCGACGAGGGAUGCUUACAGAAAUACAAUGGAAAACUGGGAGAAUGCUACGACUGUCAGCCUAUGUUACCAGGAGUUACACGACUCGUACCAGAGAUCCACAUUUAAUGCCGUCCUGGGGAGACUACAGAUCGUCGAACGUCUGUAUCUAACUGACAACACCAUACAGAGUCUUAAAAGGAAGUCCUUCCCUAAAUGUGAAGUGUUGAACCUGAAUCAUAAUUUCAUAUACUCCUUCUCG